UCCGGUCGGUGGGCGGUCCCCCAUCGGCCGUCCGCCAGUUCACCAGUCCGCCCUCGUCAACCGCGGUGUGUCUGUCUAUAGUGUCGACUCUUCCGUCUUCGUGCGACCGAUCUCUUUGCCCGUCCGUCGGUCAAUCAGUCAGUCCGCCCGUCGUCACCACCGCGGUUGUCCGAUACGUAUUGCGCGCGACGGUAGGCAGCGGGGUGUUUGUUCUUGUAGUACGCCGCUAAACUCUAAAGGCCCUUUUCCCUUCCAAAGUUCCACCCACUACAACUGACGCCAACGUUUUCCGACCGGUCGUCGCGUCGAUAUUAUUAUAAUUAAAAAAUAUUAAAUAGGUAUCGCACCGCCGCCGAGCCGCCGAGGUAUAAAUUAAAAAAAGGGUAGGUGCCCAAAAUCAUCGCCACCGUCACUUGUUGAAUGCCGUGAUUUCGUUCCUUUUUGUACAUCCAUCUGCGGUGACGACGAUGGACUCUAACAGCACCAGUAAAAAGUUCAAGGAGCAACUCAUCAAAAAUGUGAAGAAAGAGGUGAAACAAAUAAUGGAAGAAGCUGUAACUAGGAAGUUUGUACACGAAGAAAGUGGCUCAAUUACAUCUCUUUGCGCUGCUGUUGAAGCAUGUCUAUCUCAAGGAUUGAGGCGAAGAGCAUUGGGAUUAUUUAAAACUAGUUCAACAACAGCAUUAUUACAUAAAAUGGCGAAAAAUUUUGAACCUGCCUCCAUAAUUAGUCAGAAAGUUCAAGAAAUGGAAAAUACUGACCCAAAUAAACCAAUAACUCUAAGACGUGAUUCAAUGGCCUCACCAAGAAUUUGCCCAUGCAUUUUAAAUAGAAGAGGUUCAUUAACUUGGUUAUUAUUUAACAAUGAAAAAUCUGUAGUAGUUUCUCCUUUUAGAAGAAGCAGUAAUUUAACCCCAACACAAAUUUGUACAUGCACGUUAAACCGGAGAAGUUCAUUGACUUGGUUACUAUUUGGCAAUGAUAAUAGUGAUAGCUGUGCAACUAGAGCUGCAUCCGUGAACAGUACAUUAACUAGUAGUAUAACACUUCCGAAUGUCCAUCCACCACCUUUGACAAAGAAAAAUUCAGCCGGUAGUGGUUUGGGUCCUACAUCCAUAACUCUUCCCAAGUAUUUAUGGAUUCGCCUGGCAUUGUUCGAAAAACUUUUAGCUGUGAUAAUUGACCAUUUAGUUCAAAAUUGCAGUAAAUAUUACGAAAAAGAUUCCUUAGUAGCAGAUCCAGAUUAUGGAAGCAUUUUAAGUUCACUACUAGUUGGACCGUGUGCUUUAGAUUAUUCUCGUACAAAAUCACAUGAUCAAUUUUGGACUGAUCCACCUGCCGAUGAAUUAGUUCAAAGACACCGUAUAUCAAGUGGUUAUCAUACAUCUCCACCAUGUCGUACUCCCAUAAAUUAUCGUAGAAAUCUACAUGCCACAAGUAAUGAUGAUAAUCAAAGACAAACUCCUAUAUCUGCUAAAGACUAUGUGGAAUCAUUGCAUCAAAAUAAUAGAGUUACUCUACUAUACGGGAAAAAUAAUGUUUUAGUUUUACCGAAGGAUGUAACUGAACCUAUGGCAGGUUACUUGUCUCUACAUCAAACUGCUAGUUCAUUGAUUAUAAAAUGGACUCCAAAUCAACUUAUGAAUUGUCAUUCUCCUGGUACUAAUCAGAACGAUCACCCUGAAAUUGAUGCAAGUGAUAAAAGCCAGUAUUGGGACUAUGCGAUGAAUGUUAAUGUAGAUGAAAUAGUGUAUGUUCAUUGUCAUCAACAAGGAAAUGACAAUGGUGGAACUAUAGUUUUAGUUGCACAAGAUGGUGUACAACAACCACCCAUACAUUUUCCUCAAGGAGGCCACUUGCUAGCAUUCCUUACUUGUUUAGAAAAUGGUCUAUUACCUCAUGGUCAACUGGAUCCUCCAUUGUGGCCUCAAAGAGGCAAAGGAAAAGUCUUUCCUAAACUUCGAAGAAAAGGAAGAUCCCAAAUACAAGAUAUUUCUAAUGAUUUAUCUAGCAAUACAGAAGAAUCUCGAGAUUAUGUUUUUCAAAUAAUUAGUAAAGCUAGACAUGAAGAAUUUUUAUCUAGAGGAGAAGAGAUAUUGGAUUCCAAAAUUUGGUCUAUGCCUUCAGCUGCAAAUAAUAUGCUUAAUAGAGUAAGAGGUCAUUUGGAGUCAUCGUCGACUAAUUCAUCAACAUCUACAUCCAGUAGCUUGGAUCCUGUAGCUUCUCCAUUAUUAAUAAACAUUCAAAAUACGAGUAAAGAUACUGGUGAUUCUUUGCAAAUCCUAUGCGAAACAAUGAAAAAGCAAAUCAUAUCUAGAGCAUUUUAUGGUUGGCUUGCAUAUUGUCGUCAUUUAACAACUGUGCGAACUCAUUUAUCAGGUCUUGUAAACACUGUAAUAAUAGAUUCUAGUGAUGCAGAAACAGGAUUAACUAAGGAAAAAUGGUAUUCAUUUAAAAAUGAUUCAAACCUUGUUAAUGAUGAUACCAAAUUAGAAAUUUUUAGACUAACUUAUUUUGGAGGAGUCCAACAUGACAUUCGAAAAGAAGUUUGGCCAUUUUUAUUAGGGCACUAUAAAUUUGGUAGUACAGUUGAAGAACGAAAUGCUGUUGAUUUACAUUGUAAGCAAGAGUAUGAAACAACGAUGUCUGAGUGGAUGGCAGUUGAAGCAAUAAUCAGACAAAAAGAUCGUGAAACAAUGGCAGCUAAUUUAGCAAAACUAUCAAGUGAAAGUACGUCUGGUGGAGAUGCACCACCACCAACUCCAAACACCUCAAAAGUUCUCAGUCAAGAACUUAGUAAUGAUGUAUUUGAAGAUAACAUUAAUUUUUCAUCAGACGAAGAUAAUCCUCCAGUUGUUGAUGAUACUCAAUUAGAACAAAAUGCGGAAUUUUGUGAAAAACCCACUAAUCAAACAAAUACAAAAAAACAUAUUGAAAAUAUGCCUAAAGAAAUUGAUUGUGAUAAAAAAUCUUUAUCAUCAGAUGAAGGAUUAGGUAAAGAUGAAGUUACUGAAAAAGACAUGACCAUUAAGAAAAAUACGUCUGAAGACACAUCAUUAUAUUGUCCUACCUCAGUAAUUGUCACAACAAAUAUAAGCCAAGAAAAAACUAUGGACAAUCCUAAUGAUGAAAACGAUAAAAUAGAUAGUAAAGAUAAUAAUAACACUUCUAAAUUAGCAGUAGAUGAGAAUGAAGGAGCGGGAGGAUCUAAUCAUGAACAAAGGUCUGCUUGCAUAUCUCCAGCAAGUUCUCAAGGAGGAAUAUACCCAGUAGAGUUGGUUGAAAAUUUUGGACUUAAUGUGCAUAGAAUUGAUAAGGAUGUUCAACGAUGUGAUAGGAAUUAUCCCUAUUUUACUCUUGAAAAUCUAGAUAAAUUAAGGAAUAUAAUAUGCACAUAUGUUUGGGAUCAUUUAGAAAUGGGAUAUAUGCAAGGAAUGUGUGAUCUUGUUGCUCCUCUUUUAGUUAUUCUGGAUGAUGAAACUUUAUCUUAUUCGUGUUUUUGCUUAUUAAUGGAAAGAAUGUCGGCCAAUUUUCCACACAGUGGUGGUGCUAUGGACACACAUUUUGCUAAUAUGAGAUCCCUAGUACAAAUACUAGAUUCAGAAAUGUUUGAACUUAUGCAUGAAAAUGGAGAUUUCACUCACUUUUAUUUUUGUUAUCGAUGGUUUUUGCUGGAUUUCAAACGAGAAUUAUUAUAUGAUGACGUAUUUACGGUAUGGGAAACGAUAUGGGCUGCCAAAGAGAUGUCUUCUUCUCAUUUUGUGCUUUUCUUCGCUCUCGCUCUUGUGGAAACAUACAGAGAUAUUAUUUUGGCCAACCAUAUGGAUUUCACGGAUAUCAUCAAAUUUUUUAAUGAAAUGGCAGAACAUCAUGACGCUAAAACUGUCCUAUCACUUGCAAGAAAUCUAGUAUUACAAUUACAGACGUUAAUAGAAAAUAAAUAAAACAGUUGUAUUUACCUCAUGACAUAUAAUUAUGUAAUCUUAGGCCUUAGUUAUAAUUAAUGUAUAAUUUAAUUAUUAUAUUGUAUUAUUUAUUUUCUUACAAAAGUGGUCUCCAAACUGUAUACUCCAAAAUUGUGUACAUAGAACAAAGGUACAUAGGUAUUUUUGGACAUUUUAAGUAAUACAAUAUAGAACCAUACUUUUGCAAAACCUAAAAAAUACUUUUUGUUAUAUGUUGCACGUGUAUAUCACACAAGUGUACAACAUAUAAUUUAUUAAUUGCAUACCAUAUACCAUGUACCUUGUAGAGUGUAUGUCUCAGCAUAAUUAUUAACUCAUACCAUAAUCAUAUACCAUGUAUUUAAAUAUUAGGUGAGUUUUAAUGUGUUAUAGGAAGUUGAAUUUAUAAUUAUAUACAAUAAUAUGCGUUCUGUGCAUUUUAAGGUAUAUGGUUUAAAAUAUACUAUUAUUUAUUUGGUUUAUUUUCUUACAAUUAAAAAGUGAGGAGGCCCCUGAUUUAAAGUUUAUAGAUGAUACUUUAUUAUGUUUAAAUAAUUUGUUUAAUAUAUAUGAUCAAUAGUUAAAACUUAUAAGUAAUAUUUUUACUUCAUAUUUAUUUAAUAUAUUAAUAUUAUAAUAAUAUUUAAGACUGCCUUAGCCUUGUAAAAGGUAAAAAUUAUAAAGAGUUCAAUAUAUUCAUUAAAUGUUUUUGUUGGAAUGUAAUUUUAAUUUUUUAAUAUUUAUUAAAAUUAAAAAUAAUUUUAAACUAUAAAUUAUAAUAAAGAUAAAAAAAUUAUUAACUAUUGUUAACUUACCUACAUAUUUUAAU
Molecule: messenger RNA, 4773 nt
Organism: Metopolophium dirhodum (rose-grain aphid)
Lineage: Eukaryota; Metazoa; Arthropoda; Insecta; Hemiptera; Aphididae
Product: small G protein signaling modulator 2-like
Exons: 27
Coding region: 468-3944 (1158 amino acids)
Biological process (GO): activation of GTPase activity
Molecular function (GO): GTPase activator activity
Source: RefSeq, a predicted model, not a curated record